Nicotiana tabacum (common tobacco) is the source of this 1380-nucleotide messenger RNA. The record is from RefSeq and is a predicted model, not a curated record. Lineage: Eukaryota; Viridiplantae; Streptophyta; Magnoliopsida; Solanales; Solanaceae.
UUAUUUCCACCACCUCGAUUAAUUCAAUUUUUUAAAACUUCAUCUUCUAGUAGCUUCCAGUUGUUUCUGGAACCAAAAUUUUUACAGAGAAUAUUGCUUCGAUUUUCCGAAGCAAUGAACGGAAAUGGUGAAAGAGAAAAGGAAGAGGAGAAAAUGGAGGAAGAGAAUGAUGAGGAGAAGAGGUAUAAGGUGUUAAUGUGGGGAUAUCUUCCCGGAGUAUUGACUCAUAAGUCGCCGUUAACUUCUCCGGUGUCUGUUCAGUCGCCAGAGACCGGCAUUGAUGUUCAAUCGUGGAAGGAUGUUUGUGGUGGAGGUUGUGGUUUCGCCAUGGCCAUUUCAGCAGGGUCUGGAAAACUUAUCACGUGGGGUUCUGCAGAUGAUCAAGGCCAAAGCUACUUGACUUCAGGAAAACAUGGGGAGACUCCAGAGCCAUUUCCGAUUCCAACUGAUGAUCCAGUCGUGAAAGCUGCAGCUGGUUGGGCGCAUAUUGUAUCUGUUACAGAAAAGAAUGAUGUAUACACAUGGGGCUGGAAAGAAUGCGUGCCUUCUUCCAAGCUUGUUGCAAAUUUCGCUGCUGGAGGAAGUGUUGAAGGGGAUUCUUUUCGGAAAGAAAGUUCAGUAUUAACUGAGCAAGAGAGCCCUCAGUCUCAAGGCUCCAAGUUAACUGCUAGUUCAGUCGCUCACCAAGAUAAUAAAAAAGCUGAAGAAACUGCAAAGAGGAGAAGAACAGUGACAGCUAAACAAGAACUUGAAAGCCCACCACCUGCUGACGAAUCCCUUUCUGCACCACCUUGUAUUGUAGAACUGGAUCCUGGGGUGAAGAUAACCUCAGUUGCUGCAGGAGGGCGCCACACAUUAGCAUUGUCAGAUGUGGGACAGGUAUGGGGUUGGGGCUAUGGAGGUGAAGGGCAGCUUGGUUUAGGCUCCAGGAUUAAAAUAGUGGCUACUCCUCAUCUUAUACCAUGUCUGGAUAUGUCUUCACAUGGAGCAGACCGGAGUCUUCGGAGUCCUCAAGGAAGCAUUACCCCAGGGAGUGAGACACGUAAAGCUUUGGGGAGCUACAUAAAGAGAAUUGCUUGUGGUGGCCGGCAUAGUGCAGUAAUCACAGAUGCUGGGGUGCUGCUUACAUUUGGCUGGGGAUUGUAUGGGCAAUGUGGACUAGGUAAUACAAAUGACGUGCUGAGGCCAACUUGUGUCUCUUCUCUAUUGAACACUAGAAUAGAAGCCGUGGCAGGUGGACUAUGGCAUUCUGUGUGCUUAUGUGAUCAUGGCCGUGUGUAUACUUUUGGGGGAAAUCAGUUUGGCCAAUUGGGUCUAGGUACAGGCGCAGACCAUGCAGAGGUGCGUCCAAGAUUUAUCACUUGUUUCGUGUCUUUCUAA